AUGGAUAGUCCAUUUAUUCUACGAUGGGGCAUUAUGGGCACCGGCAACAUAGCGAAGACCUUUACCAAAGACCUACUGUUAAGUCAGAAGUGGCAAAGUGAUAGAACCAUCAGCCAUGUCGUCACAGCGGUAGCGUCGUCCUCAUCGAUGGAAAAAACGCGACAUUUUGUCAAUGAGUUGAGGUUAUCGUCUGCUUGUACCAACUAUGACUCCUACAAAUUCAUGGUCGCCGACCCAAAGGUGGAUGUGGUCUAUGUUGCAACACCGCAUUCCCAUCAUUUCCAGCAUGUUAUGCUGGCUCUCGAGUCUGGGAAACACGUCUUGUGCGAGAAGCCAUUGACGGUGAAUGCCUACCAAGCAAGAACCUUGUGUGAGGAAGCAAGAAAAAGAAAUCUCUUUCUGAUGGAAGCUAUGUGGACUCGUUUCCUACCGAUCACGUCUGAUGUACUCGAAAAGAUUCGGCGGGGUCAAAUCGGCGAGGUUCUACGCGUAGUGGUAGACACAAGCUUUGGAGACGAUGUCGAGAAAACCUGGGGCACACAGCAUCGAAUGCUCAACAGAGACCUAGCUGGUGGAGCGUUACUUGAUUUGGGGAUUUAUAGUCUUACCUGGAUAUUUCUAUGUCUUUAUCACGCUCUUCCCGAAUCAUUGCGCCAGGCUCCAUCCGGAAUUGCAGCUCAGAUGACUCUAAACCAUCUCACUGGUGCAGAUGAGGCUUCUUCUAUUCUACUCACAUUUCCUACCUCUGCCCCAAACGACGUACCGGAGUGGAAGUCCCAAGCUGUCGCUCUCACCAAUCUCCGAGUUUCAACUGAUCCGGAUGGUAAGAAUAGCGCCGGCCCAGCAAUCCGUAUACAGGGGACAAAGGGUGAAAUCCAACUGGAUGGACCGUCUUUCCGGCCCGAGAGAUAUCGUGUCAUUUCACGUUGCGAUGGUGCUGAAGGCCAAGACAUUGAAUCCGUGAAAGUGGUGGAUUACCCGGUUCCGUCUGAGGCAAAGGGCAUGUACUGGGAGGCUGAUGAGGUUGGUCGAUGUCUACGUGAUGGUAAAAUCCAGAGUCAAUCUUUACCAUGGGAGGAAAUCAUUGCAGUCUUGGAAGUUAUGGACGAGGCCCGAAGACAAGGUGGGCUUAUUUACCCUGAAGCUAUCGAGAAUGCAUCUUACUCGAGUUAUUAG
Molecule: messenger RNA, 1176 nt
Organism: Talaromyces atroroseus
Lineage: Eukaryota; Fungi; Ascomycota; Eurotiomycetes; Eurotiales; Trichocomaceae
Exons: 4
Coding region: 1-1176 (391 amino acids)
Molecular function (GO): nucleotide binding
Source: RefSeq, a predicted model, not a curated record